Molecule: messenger RNA, 2500 nt
Organism: Coffea eugenioides
Lineage: Eukaryota; Viridiplantae; Streptophyta; Magnoliopsida; Gentianales; Rubiaceae
Exons: 7
Coding region: 22-2364 (780 amino acids)
Source: RefSeq, a predicted model, not a curated record
CAGGGCCCCCUGUUUGAAUGGAUGUCUCAUAGCUGGAUGACUACCACAGUGGUUGAGCAUUAUAACGUGCUUCCUUAUGCCAUGAUUCUGUCAAGCUGGUAUUCAAGGGAAUUUCCCUCAAUUAGCUUGCAGAGAUCCAAUGUGAGCAGCAUUCUGAAAAUUGAGGAGAAUUUUGGUGAAAAAUUUUCUGAAAGAGAGCAAGUUACCUCAAAUGGAUUGCAGAAUAUUAGUGUGGAACAGGGAAAUAUAGAGAUCAAUAGCUAUCUAAUGCUGGAAAAUCCCUGUUAUGCAGAAGUUAACAAUGAGGGGCAGUGCAAUGAUGGGAACUGCAACAGUGCAAAGUACCUUGUUAAUGAGAAAGCUGUUACUGAGAAAUCUAAGACGAUGGAUGAAGAUGCUCAAGAAACAGAACAAUCUGAUAAAUCCUGGGACAUCACUCACCCAACUCUAAAACAGUUGGAGAACCUUGUUAAUGAGAAAGCUGUUACUGAGAAAUCUAAGAUGAUGGAUGAAGAUGCUGAAGAAACAGAACAAUCUGAUAAAUCCUGGGACAUCACUCACCCAACUCUAAAACAGUUGGAGAACCUUGUUAAUGAGAAAGCUGUUACUGAGAAAUCUAAGAUGAUGGAUGAAGAUGCUCAAGAAACAGAACAAUCUGAUAAAUCCUGGGAGAUCACUCACCCAACUCUAAAACAGUUGGAGAACCUUGUUAAUGAGAAAGCUGUUACUGAGAAAUCUAAGACGAUGGAUGAAGAUGCUCAAGAAACAGAACAAUCUGAUAAAUCCUGGGACAUCACUCACCCAACUCUAAAACAGUUGGAGAACUGCAUUGAUGCAAAUUGUAGUGGUAAAGACACAAUUAGUGCAGAGAACUCCAAGAGGGCAGAUAAAGAAGUUCAAGAAGCAGAAAAACUGGACGGAAACUGCAAAAAUGCACAAUUUAGAGGUAAUGCGACAGUUGCUACUGACAAAUUUAAGAUGGAGACUGAAGAAGCUCAGGAACUAGAACAAUCAGAUAAAUUCUUGGACAUUAAUCACACAACUGUGAAAGAGUUGGAGAAUUGUAGUGGUGAAGACACAACUGGUACUGACAACUCCAAGAGGGCAGAGACAGAAGAUAAAGAAACAGGAAGCCUUGAUGCAUUAUCGGACAUCAGUCACUCAACUGUGAAAAAGUCAGAAAAUUGUGUUUAUAUAGAUUGUAUAAGUGAAGAGAACAGUGGUAGUGACAAUGCUAAGAGGGUGGAGAAUAAAGUUGAAGGCACUAAAAACUCUGAUACAGGUAAACUCACUCACUCAACUGUCGAAGGGUUGAGAGACUCUAUCAGUGGAAAUUCUAGUGGCAAACAUACAAUUGAUGCAUACAAUAGUAAGGAGAUAAAGAAAGUAAUCAAAGACACAGAAAAGCUUGAUAAAUCUUUGGAUACCAUGAACAAUGAGGAUUCUGAAGAUUCAAAACAGGGUCCUACUAAUGAACUCCAGAUAAGCUGCUUCCUUCCCAGAAAAAGGCAGCAGACGGAUGAUGGUGGAGUUAUAAUGAGAUUUACCAAAAACGGGGACAAGAAUAAGAGUGCAGAUUCACCUAUGCGAGUUUACCAUCACCAGAAAAGGAAGAUUCCUGUAAAGAGUGGUGCAUGUGCUUCUGUAGGUGGAGCUGUCAAUGUGGAGUCAGCUGGUAGCCCAAAAUCAAAUAGAUUUAAUAGUAGAGAAGGAAAGGAUUCUGGAAUUGGCAUCAAUUGGACUCUCCCAUACAAUCUAAAUUGGACUCAAGGGGAAGAUUAUGCACCAGUUUGUCUUGAGCCAAAUGCCAGAAGUGUUGAAACUCAGCAGGCUACACUUGUAACAAAAGACGUAGCACUGGCACAGACUGCUUUGGGACAUUUAUUCAGUAAAAGAGCAAAAAUGUGUCAUCAAGCUCGCCUCAUGCAUGAUGAGAUUGCAGCUUGUGAUCAAAACAUCCAGAAGAUCAUAGAGGGCAAUGAGGAUGCUUUGGCUCUUAUGUUAGAUGCCAUCAUGGAUGGUUGUAAUGAUGCAUGCUUCAAAGAUAAAUAUCAGCAUGAGAGUUAUCAACAUGGUGGCCAUCGUCGCUUAAAUCAACUCAGAACCACAAAGAGGAUAUCAGAUGCCAUCUUUAAUUUGCGGUCUCCUACUCAGGAUUUGAAUGGUAUAUGUGGUGUGAAUGGCUGGAUGGUCAAUUAUUCCGUGUCAGCCCCAGAUGGUGGAUUUUUAGCUAAGGUAACUGUAGAAGGCAUGGAUUUUGAUUCUUCCUGUUUCAGUGAAUUGCUUUCUACUCCUGAAGAAGCUACAGAUUCAGCUGCUGCACUGAUGAUUGCGCAGCUACGAGCAAUGGCAGGCCACACCUAAUAGCCGUUUCAUCAUAGUGAAAUGGUUAUCAAGUUUUAUAUGUAUCUAUCCUAGAUAACUAUUUUAUAUAGGCUUCGGUGCUUCUGGGCUGUCCAAAUUUAGAAUAUCAAAUUUCUCUCUGAAAUUCUGUCCUGUG